AUGGGCUCUGGGGGCAUGCUGGAGCUGACACAGGCCGAUGUUCCGUACGGAGGCCAGUGGCAGUUGUGCUUAUGUCCCACAUACGACGGUGCAGAUGCCGACGGAGAGGCAUGCAGCUCCACAGAGGAAUUCACCGUCACGGCCGGGAUCCUGACGGUGGUGGGCCCCUUUGUGCAGGAUCGGAUCUGCGUGGCCGGCUCCGACUGCGUUCUCGGGGGCAGUCUCGGCGGUGGAUUCGUCGGCCAGAGUUUAUCGGCGAACGACAAGCUCGCAUUGACACCCUUCGGAGGAACUUGUGGCUACUCAGGCCACGAUGUGGACCAGUUUGGCGCAGGCUACCUCGCGCUUAGCCUUGAUGGCUCCAACUACAUCCACAACCUCUCAGCAGGUGUUCUCGGCAAGGGUGGCCGCUGGAACGUGUGCUACUGUGCUGCAGGAUCCGUAGGCGCAGGCCACUGUACCGACGUUGCCCACUUCGGAGCUUUUGCUGGCUACCUGCAAGUGAAUGGACCCACUUCCAACACGCAGGACAACGACAGCUGCUAUUGGGGUCAAUAUGGAAUCGGCACGAGUCAGGAGUGCAAUCGGGCUUCAUUGGAGGACCGGACGUGCACUGCCGGCUUCGCUUGCCGCAUCCACGUGGCCGGCGAGAGUCUGCAGGCAGGUGCCUGUGGAAGCAGCCGGGAUGCUGCGAUGCUGGGCGGCGGCACUGUCUCCGUCCAGAGCGGCGGCGUCACGCGGCUUUGGGAGAUGCGGGGAGCGGUCCUUGAGCUCUCGGCUUCAGACUUGCCCGUCGGUGGGCAGUGGCUGAUCUGCAACGUCACUGCCACGGGCCAAGGGCUCUCCUCGCUGGACCGGCUCCGAGCUGCUAACACUUCCUCGUGUGGAGCCGCGGCUGCUGCGGGGAUCUUCCAGGGAGAGGACAAGGAGCUGAGCUUCGAUCAGGGUUCCGGCCUGGCACAAUUGAUGCUGUCCUCUGCCCAGCUGCCGGCAGUCUCGUGGCCGCCAACAGGUGAUGAUGAUGACGAGUUCGGUGCGAAGCUGGGGUUUCUGACAGUCUACGGGCCCAGCACCAACGGCCUGCAGGUUGCCUGCACUGCAGGGCAGUCGUGCACCAUCCAGCUCGUUGGCUACAUCUCGGUGGGAGACUGGAUCGCUUUCAUGUCCAACGAUUGCGGUGUCGAUGCCCGAGAUCCCUCGGUAGGGGGAGAUGCAUACCGCCCACUCCUCUACUCUUCCGGGACUUCGACCUGGGAUGCCAUCUUGGCUGCGGGAGAUGUGGGCUCAGGUGGAGCCACGGAGCGAGGAGGGACGUGGCACAUCUGCUACUGCUCUUCAGCUGAUGGCGCGGGCUGCAAUGCGGCGGAUGACUACACAACCCGCGCAGGCAUCCUCACUCUCUACGGCCCGUUGUCCAAUCAGGACCUCCUGGCCAGGCCCUGCAGUGCCCUGCAGCCCUUGGGCCUGGCGAAGUCUCCGCCUGUUUCGGGUAGCCUGUACGCUGCGUUUCGCCGGGCAGCGGCUUACCAGCUUCGACCACUUGGCACUGGUAGCAGAGGAGGCUUCCUCGCACUUUCGGGCCAGACACUGAGUUUGGCAGGCUCCGCCCUUCCUCAAGGUGGAAGAUGUGCCACUGUCCUGAUGACUCUGGUGGCGCCGCAUGUGGUGACAACGGUAAUGCUGAUUUCGGAGUGCUUGGUCUGCAAUUCAGGAGUGCUGGCUGGGAUUCUCGUGGUGCGAGGUCCCAGUCCGUCGCAGUCCUUUCUGUGCGUUGCCGGCGUCAACUGCGUCCUGGACAUCCGGGGCACGGAGCUCGCAGCCGAGGACCGCGUCGCGCUCGUGCCGUCUGCCGGGUCCUGUGGUGCAGAUGAGCGGAGUCGCUUGCUCGCUCGGGACAUGUACCGGCAGGCAGUGGAUGCAGACGGCAACCUCUCGCUUUCAGCUGCAGACCUUCCGAUCGGAGGAACCUGGCGGGUUUGCUACUGCGCAGACUUCGAAUCUUGUGACUCUCUGGGUGACUUCGCUGCAGAUGCUGGGCUGCUUACAGUGCAUGGCCCGACGAGUGCACAGGACUCCACUUGUCGAGCUGGGCUUGCCUGUUCCGUACCCAGUGCCGGCUUCACGGCAGAGGGUCGCAGCACACAGGAUGCAGUGGCCCUGGUUUCCUACGACGACGACUGCGGCAACGCGACGGCGAGCGUGCUAAGCACCGGGUCCGGGAACUUUAGGCAAGUGGCGAGUGAUUUUCAGCUGGACCUCCUGCCGUCUGACAUUCCACAUGGAGGACGCUGGAAGAUGUGCUACUGCCUCGCUACACCGCUGGGCGACCUGAAUACGGGUAGCUGCACUUCCUUGACGGACUUCCGUAUUUCUGCAGGGCUGCUGACGGUGCUGGGUCCAAGUUCGCAUGCGCAGGAUACGACGUGCCGUGCAGGGGUCCCUUGCACUUUGGGCGGCGCACGGGGCUUCCGCGGAGAGACGUCCAAGGGCGGAGACAAAGUGGCCCUAGUGGCCAGCAGCGGCACCUGUGGCAGCACGGCACUCGAUUCCAACGUGGGUUUCGGGCAGUUUCUGGACCUCACCUGGCUGGAUCAAGUGGAGCUCAUCGCCCUCCAGGUGCCUCAAGGAGGGCAGUGGCUGAUCUGCUUCUGUAGUGACGGAUAUGGAGGAUGCAAUUCCUUCGACGAUUUCCCCGUGCUGGCAGGGAUGCUCACAGUCUUGGGGCCGAGCCCGGCGACGCAGGACGUGAACUGUUUGGCUGGACAGCCUUGCACCCUCACCGGCCUGGCGGGAUUCACUGGACAGGGCCUCAACGUGUCCGCGGACAAGGUGCUUUUCACUACAGGCGUUUGUGGUGUUGCCGACAAGGAUGUCACCAUCAAUCAAGACCUGUAUCUUCCAGCAGGUGACCAAGAGUUGAUUUUAGCUGCAGCAGACUUGACGGCCCGUGGAUCCUGGCGCAUGUGCUACUGCUCCGAUGGCUAUGCAGCGUCCUUUAUCUCUGAUGGCUGCUCAUCUCCGCUGGAUUUCACUGCGUUCGUCGGCUGGCUCUAUGUGCUUCCGGCCAUCAGCACCGGAAAUCUUUGGACACGCGUGCAAUACGCCCCUUUCAAUCUUGCAAUCAGUGCCGUGGGGUUGGAUCGGAGCAGUCCGGCGCCUCAAGGGCGGCUGAAGCUCAUCGACGAAGGCGGCAGCUGCCAGUCCGAUGCGCUGAGCACGAACGUCCUUGGCCUCAGCUGUGGGGGUGUCCUGGCCUGUGACACGGAGCCCACCGUCUACGAGCUGCCUUUGGGAGAGACGGUGCAUUGGUGGGCGGAUUUGACGGUAACAGAGAUUGGCAUCUACCAGGUUUGCCAUUGCGACACUGCCUGCAGCACGGCUUCGAGCUGGGUCGAUACAGGCACCCUCCAUGUACAAUCCCCGGUGUCGCUGCUCAGUCCUAGUGGCAACUACGGCAUGCCGGGAGCGAUUGCUGCACAGGUGGCAUCGGCCACUGGUUUACCUACGCCUCUGCUCGAGUGGCGUUUCGAUGAUGCCCAAAUCGAGUCCAGCAAUUCCUCGGCAGGCUUAGAUUGGAUUGGGAGCAACACCGCACGUGGAUCCGGGUCUGGCAUCUUGCAACUGGAGUCGGAGCCGACAGGGCAUCACUUGGAGCUCCUUUCCGUUGACUUUACGUCGGUGUGGGUGGAUGGCAGGGCCGGAGGAGCCAUAAGCUUUGAUGGCUCUGCCUGGGGCUCCCCCCAUCCCAGAGACCUGUUCUCUGCAUCUGCACUCGGGCUUCCGGUGCAAGAGAUCACUGUAGCGGCAUGGAUCAAUGUCGAUUCCUUUGUGGAUAAAGGUGGCAUUAUUUCCUUUGUGCAGUUCGACGGUGAAGUGUCGGCUGGCUGGUCGCUCUUUGUGUCCUCUGCGGGUCAGGCGCACUUUAUUUUAGCCACUGAGUUCAGUGGCUCUGAUCUUUUCAGGCACGAGGUCAACUGGUUGGCAUCGCCGUCGUUUAACACGCAAACCUGGCACCAUGUGGUGGGCACGUACGAUGGCUCCCUAGCACGAUUGUUCUGGGACGGCGUGGAGGUUGACAAUCGUUCGGUGGCCUACCUAAACGGCUACUCAAAUUUCCUCCCAGAUGCCAACCACACGCACGGUCGGAUUCGAUACUUGGACUCUGUGCUCUCCGUCGGCGCUUUUGUCGACAACCACAACCAGGUGUACUUCAGGGGACUCCUGGACGAGGUCCAGGUCUAUUCCCGGGCCCUGGUCACAUCGGAGGUACGACAGCUCUACAUGAGGUACACCGAGUGCAGCCUCUUCAAUCUUCAGUGCAUGAAGUCCGACUAUGGCUUUCUGCACGUUGGGAGCGGCGAUUGUGCCAACAGCUCCAGCACCCAGUGUUGGUAUGGCAUGCCGAGCCAGAUCCUGUGGAACGUGCAAGUUGUCGGCACCACUGUGACUGGGAUGUGGGGCCGGAGCUAUGCGGAGCGGCCGAGGGGUUUCUUUCGCUUCCAUAUGGCGGAGGACUGCCUCAGCUUCCAGGGAUGCUGGGGGUAUCUGCCACAUCGCCAUUGCGAUGAUGCUUCAGACUUGUCCUCCGGUCCCUGGCAGGGCCAAGCUCCGGUCACUUCCCGUACAGCCCGGUUGGGCGAGGUUCUGACUUUUGCCGGGACCGGUACCGCGGGGCUGGAUGGACUGCAUGGCGACGACUGUGCAGAGGAGGUACCGGUGGAUGAGCCAAGCGGCCUGGCACAUGGCACCGGCCCAGCUGGCGCACCCCUCUACCAGGCUGAGCGGAGCCGACAGGUGAUCCGAGGCAUUGACUUGGGAGCUCGCUUCUGCCUGCAGCCCGGGACGAACAUCACAAGCGGGCAGGCGUUGUCAGGGCUUUCGUCAAGGUCUGCACGCGAGUGCCAACAGAUAUGUCAAUCCACGGCUGGCUGUGAGCACUUCAAUUUCAUGAUUGACAUGUCCGGCAGCAGUACAGACUUUGGCACAUGCACCCUCUUGGAGAGCACAACUUCUGGGACUGGGGGCUUCAUACAAACAGACGACAAUCCCGCUUUUGUAUCCGGCCCAGCUGUGUGCAAGUUUGCAUCAGUGCGGGAUUUGGCCGGAGUCCGUGACACAGCUGGCGCCGUGGACAACGCAAACCCGUUGUUGUCAGAGUUCUCUGAGCCUGCCGGCUUAGGCAUCUGGCAAGAUCGGCUCUUCAUUGCAGAUUCUGCAAACCAUCUCAUCCGCCAGUUGGACAUGGCCACUGGGGCAGUGACAACGGUGGCAGGCACCGGGACCAGAGGCUUCACUACUGGAGACGACGCAGCAGCUGCCGCAUUGUCUCGGACGCUAGACGCGCCCCAUGCGGUGGAGGUGAACCAGCUAGGCCAGGUGUAUUUCACCGACUCGGUCAACAACCGGAUCCGGCUGUUGGAUGUCCAGACGAACACGCUGUCCACCGUUGCAGGCUCAGGAGCCACGGGCUUCAACUCGGGCGUUUUCGAAGGGGACGGAGGGCUGGCUACCCUCGCGCGCCUGGCCAACCCCAGAGGCCUUUUGCUUUUCGGUACGCUUCUGUACGACUCGGAGAUUGAAGAUGGUGAUCAUCGAGUAAGGGUGGUGGACCUCGCAACCGGGCUUAUCUCCAGCGUGGCUGGCGAUGGUGCGGUGGCUUUUUCCGGAGACGGUGGUGAUGCGCUCUCUGCUUCGCUUAACUACCCUUCCGCGAUCGCACGUCAUCUGGAUCACCUGUACAUCGCCGACGCCUUGAAUCAGCGAGUGAGGCGUGUGGACCUCAUCUCCAACCAGAUCACGACGCUGAUUGGCAGCGGGACAGCCGCCAGCACCGGGGACUUUGGUCACAGUACGCUGGCGCAAGUGAACAGGUACUUCUGGAAGACGAACCCAGCUGUUUGCUGCGCCGGCCUCUUGUCUGAACUGAGGACCAUUGCCCGCAGUGGAACCUCUAUCGGCGUCGGCUCCACGUUCGGGUUUCGUGCUCUUACCACGGACGGCCUCUUUGGAUACGCAGGCUCUGCCACCUCUCCAGCGAUCUCUGCCGGGAAGCUGGUCAAGUUCCUGCUCAGCGACGUGAGCGUCCACAGCGUAGUGACCCUUGCUGCUGGCGAGCUGACACCGCGGGUGGCAGUGACAAGCGGCGAGUUUGUCCUCUUCGGCCUCCGCACAUCCCCAGGCCAGAUUCUGCAGUUCCGGAUUCCACUCUUCGAAAAGGUGGGUGCCAUCACCUUGGAUGUCGGUGACGACUUCGUUGAGUGUGGAACGAGCGAUGCGGACUACGCCUACUUCGGACUCGAGACUGAUCCCGCAGUGGUCUUGAAGUUCGAGUACGGAGAUACGCGGAAGCUCAGCGCAGCCUACAGCCCGUCAGAUUUCGAGCUCGUCUCGCGGGUACAGCGCAGUGCUGUGAGCGCGCGCUUGCUGGCUGCCUUGGCUGCGGACGAGGGCCAUCUCUAUGCAGCAGGGCAGGAGCUCGAUGCCUCAGUGGGCCUGGUCUUAAAGCUUCGAAAGGAGGAUCUGAGUCUCAUCGCUUCCUUUGCCGCAGUCCUGCCGUACGCCACGAUACCUACCAUUGCGGCAGUGACGGUUGCUGGCGGCUACUUGUUUCUGGCAGGAUCUUCUGCCUAUGUGGUGAAGGUCAGCACAGAGAAGAUGGCCCUCGACAGCGCCGAGCUGCUCUUCGAGGGCCUGGAGGGCGACGUCAAGGCUAUCCUAUCCGAUGGGGCUAGUAUUUUUGUCUCCUCAAGCGUUCCUGGCUUCCAGCGGGUCGUGCGACUCCGCUUCCGAGAUGCGCAGCGGCGCGGAGCUCUACUCUUUGACGGCUUAAGCAUCAACAGUGCCACCGACGAUGGCCAUGCUGAUGCCUUUAUCCUCCAUGGAGGCAAAGUCUACAGUGGCCAUUCCAUGGAAAAGAUCUCUCAGAUAGAGGCGCCCCUCUUCCGGGAUGGCGGAGUGUACUUCAUCCAGGUCUCCUGCCAGGACGAGGCUUGCGCUUCCACUGCCGGAGGCUUUGCCACCGGGGUGGGCGACGUGCUGCCGAUUUGUGCGACAAUCCCGGCUGACGGUAUACACCACGAUGUGGCCUUGGGCAGCUGUGUCGGAAGCGGGCAGCGAUGGGUCCUCAGUGACCAGACGAUCCGGAGCCUGGACACGGAUCUGUGCUGGCAGGCCUACGACUUCUCAGGUGACGGCGUGAUUGGCAGUGGCGAUCGAGUCAGGGUUUCACUUUGCGACGCUUUUGACGAGCGCCAGCAGUUCAGGAUCACCGGCCAGCAGCCACCGGAGGACCCGUUCAUGCUCCGGCUGCAGGGUGCGUGUGUGGAUGCGUCUGACUGGGAUGUGACGCUGGUGCUAGCAGCAUGCGAUCCAAGCAAAGCUUCCCAGACCUGGGCCGUGACUGAAGGUUUGGGUGUGAGAUCGGACGGGGAGCCGAAUGCUCCAAGAGCUGUGCAGACUCUGGCAGGCACAGGCGUUGCCUGUACAAGUUCCGGCUGUGGUGACGGGGGUUCUGCAACUGCCGCGCAGCUGGACAGCCCGCAAGGUGUUGCCGUGGACAUGGAGGGCAACGUUUUCAUUGCUGACACCGGGGAGCGUAGAGUGCGGGUUGUCACGCCACCGGGCACUGUCAGUGCCUUCGCUGGCGCUGGUGCCGUACCCACGACAUCGAGGGCGUGGUCCAGCUUGCCGCUCCCAGCUGAAACAGUACCGUUGGAGCCGGUGGCUCUGGCGGUUGAUCAAAGCGGUCGGCUCUUCAUCGCAGAAGCACGAUUUACAGGUGCUGGCCUUGCCAUCACAUCCGCGGUUUGGGUUGUGCCCACGCAAAAUUCCACAGAUGCGUACCCCUACUCUGCAGCCGGCAUGCUGUCCCUCGUCGCAGGGCAGGACUCGGUCCCUGGAUACGCUGGGGAUGGCGGUGCUGCGAGCGUGGCCAUGCUCAAUGGGCCGGUAGCACUGGCAGUGGACAGCCUCGGUGACCUCUACGUUGCCGACAUGCUAAAUGGCCGAGUACGCAAAGUAGCCAUGAACUCCAGAGUGGUCGUGCUCAGCAACACUACCCCAAUCGUAUACACCACAACACCGCAGAUAAGCACUUAUGCCGGAAAUGGUGUUUACGGUUUCGGCGGCGAUGGUGGUCCAGCAGCAAGUGCACAGUUUCGGCAUGUGGUUGGACUUGCGUUUGAUCCUCGAACAGAUGACUUGUACAUUGCCGAUCAGGGAAACUCAAGGAUUCGGCGGGUGACCAAUGCGACAGGCAUCAUCGAUACCUUUGCUGGUUUGGGGCUGUCCGGUGACACAGGUGAUGGAGGGCUCGCAACAGUAGCGAGACUGAAUCUGGAUCGCGCGCAUGUUGCUGUGGAUACUAUGGGCUAUGUGUUCGUGUCCGACAGGGGCAACAACCGAAUCCGGCGAAUAGACCCUUCGACAGGAAUCAUUGAUGGCUACGUGGGCAAUGGGGUGAUCUCACCAUUACGGGUUGGAGGCUACGCAGCACUGCCAACCACGACGCCUUUCCGUGAUGGUGUGACUCUGCGAUCACCAGCGCAGAUGGUGUUUCCGCCACUCCCUGUGGCUCCCAUAGACGUGGCUGAAACUGAAUCCAAGCUGCAGUGGAGGGACCUCUACAUAGCGGACGAGGGCAGCCAUCAGGUUCGACAGCUGAUCUCGCUGCGAAACCUGGCAGGAGUCUGUGUCUACGGAGCACCUUGCCAGUUAAAGAACCUGACAGGCCUGGGAGCCUCAAACUAUGCCUUGUCAGCUGGAGACCGCCUCGCUGUGAUGCGCAUGAAAGGCGCACCUUGCGGGCGAGGUACUUCGUCCGGAGGAUGGUCGAUGGCAGCACGUGGGAUGCCGCAAAACGGUGUGUCACAGCCUGCUACGGAUGCAGCUGACUUCAGCUUCGGACCCGAACCGGUGUUGGCUUUGCCGGGCCACUACCAGCUUUGCUGGUGUCCUUCAUCGCGGGGAUGUUCCGACGAAGUCAACUUUGCGAUUCCCGCCGGGAUACUCAUAGUGAAGGGCCCCUUCCUUGGGAACUCGCGGACGUGCCAUGUUGGCCAGGCCUGUGGCGAGGCUGGAGAGGUCGCAUCUUUUCGCGGAGUCGGGCUUUCCAACGGCGACCGCUUGAUGGCAAUGGUGUCCUGCUCGGAGCUUGCAGGAGCAACUGGUGCUGUGGGGUUUCCAGAGGUGCCCGGACGGGCUAGAGGAGUUUCCUUAGAGGCCGAGCAGCACGGAUCAAUGUUCAGCUGGGGCACACAGGGGGCCUUCAAUGGUGCCAUACUGGCAGGUGGAGAGUACCGCCUCUGUUGGUGUCCCAAGGGGUAUGAGUGCAACACUCCGAGCGCUUUUGGCCUGGACAUUGGCCAACUGAGCGUUGUUGGGCCUUAUGUCUCCUGUGACAUCAGCACACCCGGUCAGUGUGCAGACCAAAACCGCGAUGUGGUCGGAGGCACCGUCUACAACAUCACCGAUCUUGCUGGAUUGGGACUUCAAGACGGUGACACAUUGAUGGUUCUCGAGACGUGUGGCGUUCCUGGUGCGAUGGUGGAUGGAUUCCCCAACGGAGGUGUCUCCAACCCCGCCAGCGAGGAGGGCUCCGCCUUCAUCUGGGGGACUGGCGAGGAAUUCGUCACUGCGAAAGGGGGCGAAUACCGGCUUUGUUGGUGCCAAGCCGGGCGGUCCUGCGCUGUUGCGGAGAACUUCAAUGCAGACAUUGGGAGCGUGGUGGUGCGAGCCCCCGUGGGCUUCCAGGCUUUCGCCUGUGCAACCUAUGAGCGCUGCAGCUUGAGCGAGCUCCAGGGCGUGAAUCUUCAGGACGGAGAUCUGGUCCAGAUCAUGAGCACCUGCGCCCAAGCUUCCGGUUUUACUGCCUGCACCGACCCGGACUAUUGCGUAGUACCCGGAUCGCAGCGCUCGAGCAAGGCUACACAGUCGGACUACUUGGGUGAGAGGCUCCAGUACAACAACUUGACCAUCAGUUUCGGUCCUGAAGAGGUGCGUGCUCCGAAUGGCGCAUAUCGGCUGUGCUGGUGUGGGGGAGGUUCUGGUUCUGACUGCAGCUCCCCUCUCGGCUUUGCGAUCGAUGCAGGAGCCAUCACAAUUGCCGGCCCCCGUUCGGGGCAAGAUCGGACCUGUGUCAGCUCCCAAAGCUGUACCAUCUACAACAUCACCGGCAGCUUCUUGGAAGAUGGCGACAGGCUCAUGCUACUGGAGAGCUGUCGCACAGGAACGGGCCUCACCGACACUGAAACGACUCUCAUGGACUUCGCAACGCGUGGCAUCCUUGGAUUCCCGGACUUCGGGCGUUCCCUGCCUGCGACAGACAACGGUGCCACGUUCACCUGGGGCUCCGAUCCCAUUUUGACAGGUGGCAAAUACAAAAUGUGCUGGUGCUCCCGCCAGGCCCAUGAAACUCUUCCGUGUGACAGGGCCGAGCGAUUCAAAAUCGAAGUUGGGAUGCUGACGGUUGUGGGCUUUGCAGAGAACAAGCGCAGUUGUUUCGUUGGCCAGCCGUGUGAGGUGGAACAUCUAGUCGGGUUCCCAUUGCAUGAUGGUGAUCAGGUGUUGCUGCAGCCAGCAACAGGCACUUGUGGCAGCAGCGGUGAGUUUCCAGGUGCUUCUUUGUCUGGUUUUGCAUUCAACACCACAGAGCACGUUCACGACGAAGGCGGUGGUGGGAUCGUCCAGGACUUGUCGUGGUCGCCCUUGCAGCUCCUUCCUGGGAGCUAUCAGCUUUGUUGGUGCUCAGCCUUGGCAAGCUGCGCAAACAGCUUGGACUUUCAAGAGCGGGCAGGCUCCUUGGAGGUCCUGGUGCAGACCAUUGGGCACCUCCAGCUGGAGCUGACGGAGUUUCCAGACUCAGAGGCAGUCAUUGCGGAGGUCAGCUUCCAGGACUGUGCUGGAGAUCCUUUGAAUGUGUCGGUUCCCGGUCGCUGGAACGGCUCCACAGUGAGCUUCGAGGCAGCCGUGGACGGCUCGCUCAGCACGGCCUGGGUGGUCAGUGCCACGGGAACGCAAGUGCUCGCGUAUUCUGUGCCAGAUCAGUGGACGGAGGUGAACGGCGUGAAGUAUUUACGAAGCGACCAAUACGAGCUUUGCCGCUACAGCAUUGCCACCUGGUACGCUCUCUCCUCGGCAAAUGCCCUCGCAGUGGGCAGCUCUUCCAGGGGGCGGCUAGGAGGAUGGACGUUGAGAGUGCGGGAGGCCGAAGCUUCGUGGGAGAAUGAAAUCGGGGCGUCAGCCUUGAUACCGAUUCCGUGGGAGAUAGUCGACAGCCAAACGGGCCACACCUUGGGCUGGGAGGACUUGCAGGUGCGGUCUUGGGUCAGCAAGUAUGUGGGUCCCCUUCGAGGCCAUUAUGCGGAGUGCAGAGCAAGCUUGCCAUGCGACGUGCCCGGCAUCCUUGGUGUCGGUCUGGCGGCGGGUGACCGGCUGAUGGCUUUGUCCGAAGUUCGCGGCUCCGGGCUUUCCUUGUACGAGCGGGCUUCGUCGAUUUGGAAUCUGACAGCUUCAAGCUGUGGGUCUGGCACGCCACCGGCUGGCUUGGGAUCUGGUGCCACCUUGCCUACCUCCGAAACGGCAGCGGUCAACUUGACGGUUCCAGCGGGCCGCAUCGCCAACUUUACGUGGGGAGACGGCGCAGGCCAGUACAUCACAGCCUCCGGGGGCCUCUUCCGACUGUGUUGGUGCGGGGCGGAUGCCACUGGAUUAGGAUGCCAGGUAUCGGAGCAAUUCGGCCUGGAAGCAGGGCACCUGAGAAUCCGUGGCCCCGGCCUUGUGCCUCAUGAGACUUACUCUUGGAUCUGUGUAGUGGAAGCUGCCAUCAGUGCAUUCCAUCCUGGCUUCGGCAGCAGUGUGGAGAUUCUGCCGAGCGGCGGUGCUGACUUCGGCAAGUACAGUGAAGCAGGUUGGCUGGGCUUCGGCUAUGGCCGUCCACCCCCAACGCCAAACUUCACCUCCGAGUGCAACAUUUCGGACGUCUUUGGCGAAGACCUGACAGAGGGCGACAGGUUGCUGGUCCUGGACCGCUUCUCCUGUGCCGAUGGUCUGCCUGUACCGGGAUGGCCCGGGAACAGCCUGUCCUUGCCAAGCACGAGCAACGGUAGCCAUUUCUUCUUCGGCGCGGACCUGCCGAGCACGGUGGACGUCUUCAACCUGGAGUUGCAGACCUGGGGCGACACUUGGGAGGUUCCCAGACCAUAUGCCGUUGGAGGCCACGUUUACGGGCUGUGCUGGUGCCCACAACAGAAUCCGAACUGCGUGGCAGCGACUGCGGCCAGCAUCGCUGGCACUACACAGGUCACUGGGCAAGGUUCCGGAACGGUGCUCAGCACCCCUGCAGCGACGCUGGAGGGAGGUGAGCUGACAUGCGCGAGAAACAACCCGAACUGCCACCAAUCAAGGAACGACUUCAACUUACCUCUGGGACGCCUCGUCGUUUUGAACCACACAUCCGAGGUGCGCCUUUGCUGGCAGCGUUGCCACGACAAGUAUCCGGAAGCCUGCAGAGAGAAGCGAUCCCGCCUGGUGAUCCCUGGCGUCGUCGACUUCUCAUCGCAGUAUGACAACAGCAGCUUUGCUGCCGCAAACCUGGGCUUGCGGAGCGGGGGACAGUGGCGCUCGUCCUUCAACGCGAUCCAGGACCAGUGGCUGGUUCUGGACUUGGGCGAGGCCUCGCGACCGAGACGCCUCAUGCUGCCGCUGUGGGGUACGGCGGAGAACCCAAGGGAGGCAUGGCUGCAAUCUGCCCACGAUGCCCUGGGCCCGUGGGAGGACCUUGUCGAGUUUGGCGUUCCAUCCUUGGAGUCAACACUCGUGACUGUGGAGAUCCCUGACGGUGCCGUGGCGCGCUUCCUACGACUUGGUCUUGCAGGGAACUUCGGCGCAGCCUGGGGCCUCGCCUUGCGAGGUCCUGUGCGGCUGGCUGUGGACCCGGAUGCCGAAAGCAACUCCACAGGCGAGGAUGGCGAGCUUGAUGAGCUGUGCGCACGCAGCUAUUGCUACGCGGGCUGCGGUCUGCUUGCUCGACGGACGAUUGCAGAGAACGGGAUGGCUGUAGAGGAGCUGCCACCAGCCACCGGAGAUGCGGCCUUGCUAAACUUCGAAUGGCCGCUAUGGGUUCAGCAAUUGGUCCGAGUCAACGCGUCUGGCUGCGAGGCUUGGGCUCCAAGCUGCUCAGCGGACAGAAAUCUCCAAUCUGCCUGCCUGGAUGGCUGCGAGUUCUGGAGGGGCCCUACAGCCAGAGGGGAGCUUGGCUUCUUCUGCAACAUGGGAGUUGAUCUUACCGGAGCCUUGGUCGGCGUCGAUGGUGCCUCGCGCGUGACACUGCAGAACAGUUCGAAUGUCUCCUGUGUGCUGAACGUCAGUGGCCAGCAGAUGCGAAGCAGCGACUACAUCCAAGUGGUGCCGGGACGACAGCCUUGCAGGACGGCCCAGGCGAGCCCCGGGUCAUCCUUCCUGCAGCCGCGAGCGGCUGCAACGACUGUGGCAGCAGAUGGGAGCUGGGCCACCUUCGAUCUCGGCUACCCGACCGCCUCGGGACCUUUCCAAGUCUGCUACUGCCUUGGUGCCGAUGACUGCAGCCAGGAUUGGGCCUUUUCCAAAUGGGCAGGCACUGUCGCUGUCAUUGGAAAAGUGCGACGGAUGGACCCCAGCGGCUGGGAUCUCGCAGGGCAGGUGUCUGUGUUUCUGGAAAUCACGGACCUGGGCGCUCCGAUCAUCAACGUGACCUUCAUCUCCCAGGGACUGGAGCGGCCCUGUCUGUCUCCCAGCCCCGUCUUCGGCCAGGAGACGACUGCUGUCCAGUGCCUGAUGCCUGCGGCCUUCUCACCGGGUCUGGAGACGGUCACGGCGUUUACAGCGAAUGGUCUCUGGGCGACAUCAGUGGACAUAUUCAACCGCUUCGUGCGGGGUGGCUUCAUCAACAUUUCUGACACGUUCGGGCCAACCGUGGGAGGUGACAUCGUGACGAUCUACGUCUCAGAUCUGGGCGCACCCAUCGUGCGCGUCACCUUCGGGUUCAUCGACUCGCCAUCGGUUCUUGCAGACGGCCGUAUGCCCGGGAUCCGGGCCAUCGUCGAAGUUCCUGCCACGGCGGUGUCGGGCCUCGUUACGGUGACAGUGACGGCUUCCAACGGCAAUGUGGCCACGGGAAGCAACGUCUACAGCUACUACAGGGCGGGCGACAUCAGCAACCUGAACCCGCAGCAGGGGGAGAUGGCUGGCGGCACACGUGUCACCAUCGAGACUACGGACCUAGAUGCGACGAUUGUGGCGGUUUUCUUUGGCGGCACCGAGGGGCUCAUCGUUGGUGGUUCUGCAACGAGCAACUUCGUGGUUGCCCUGACACCGGAAAGCGAGGUUCGGGGUGCCGUGGAUGUGGUGGUGCUGGCCGAGAAUCAAAACGAGGCCAUCAGCAUCGGUGGCUUCACCUACCUCGCCGUCUGCCCAGACCCCGGUAUCCCGCUAAAUGGAGCCCGGAGUGGCGAGGACCUGUCCGAAGGUGCCGUGUUGAUCUUUUCUUGCCAGUUCGGGUAUGAACUGGUCGGCUCAGCCCAGUCCAUCUGCCAGAUGGACUACGAUUCUUUCGGCAAUGUGAUCAGUGAGACCAGUGCCUUUGCGCCUCCUGUACCGACGUGCCAAAUCGUCUCGUGCCCGGACCCAGGCAUUCCAGACUUUGGCUUUCGUACGGGUGGAGAGUCUGGAACCUUUGUGUUUGGCGACGUGGUCACCUUCUCCUGCAGCCCGGGGUACCUCCGCGUGGGGCCCACCGAGCUGCUUUGCCGCGGGGAUGGGCAGUUCUCGGGUUCGGCGCCCUCCUGCGAGUCGAACCUGGGCUCGCUGAACUUGGUUCGCUACCGCGCUCUCUUUCUGGCGAGCUUCGGUGAGGGGGAAGGCGUGUCACAGCUGGCCUAUCAGGAGGCCGAUACCAACAGGGAUGGCCUGGUGUCAGAGGAAGAGUUUCUGGUUCAAGCUGCUGCGAUUGGAGUCACACGAUCUGCAGACGCGGAGGUUCUCUACCAACAGAUCCAGCUCCGGCCGGGCACAACCUUAACCCAACAGUACAUCACCUUGGAUCAGUACAGAGUCUUGGAGCCGGAAGUGAGCAUCACCGAGCUCCGCACGCUCAUGGCCUCCGUGUUUCUUACACCAGCACAGAUGCUUGCGGGUGCAAGUCUGGACGGCAACCCCUCUGUGUCCAAGGAGGAAUUCGUCGGCCAAGUCGUCUCUGUGGCAGAGUUGACGACCGUGAAUGCUGAAGCUAUUUGGGAUUCAGUGGCCCGCCUUGGCCAGAGCCAGCUGGAUAGCAAUCACUACCUCCUUCUGAUGGGGCAGGAUGACCUGCAGACUCUUCGCGCCUUGAUGCAGGUGCGUUUCAUACUGGUAGAUGAUGCCUGGAAUGCAUCGAAUCCAAACGGAGAUGACCGAGUCACGGAGGAGGAGUUCGUAGGCUUUCUGUUGCAGGACUAUGGUCUUGAUGCCGUGAUGGGUGAGCUCAGCUGGAGGCACAUUGACGUCUUCUUUCAAGGCUACGUCCUCCUCGAGCGCUAUGUAGCCCUGGGGUUCGGAAGUGUGGAGGGUGUCUCGUUGGUCGGCUUCCGCGGAUUCCUGCAGUCACUCUUUGGCACAAAGGAGGCGGUGGUCAGCAACAUGGACUCGGACGGAAGUGGGAUAGUCACGAACGAGGAGUUCAAACGCUUCGUGACACGGACCUUGGGCCUCACCGCUGAGAACGCAGACGAUGUCUUGGCUUCCCUUUGUCAGGCUCCAACUGUGUUGCGUCUGACGGAGCGCCAGCUGGAUGCCAUAAGCUAUGACCUGACACUCCCCAGCCUGCGCAUCCUCCUGCGUGCGGACCACCCGACAGUGGAGGACGUGUUGGCCUUUCUGGACACAAGUCAAGACGGCCAGAUCAGCCAACAGGAAUGGGCAGCAGGCUUGUUGAGGAAGCGGGUGACCUCGGCAAACGCACGGGACCUCUUUGAGGUUUUGGACUCUGGCCAGCUGGGCUACCUCACCGUGGACACUUUGCGUCUCAUUCGUGGCCCCUUGGCUCUUUGCGACUACCGCGAGUUGGUGAAGCCCGAGCUCGGCGAUCUCAACCAGACCCUCUUGGAUGCUGACACGGACGGGAACCUGCGGGUCACACCGGAGGAGUUCGUGCGACAGGCGAUGCCCUUCUGCUUGACAGAGGUCGAAGCUUUGGCCGUGCACGCGGAGAUGGACUUCCUGAGCCAAGGCUUCGUGGACCUCUUUUCCAUGUCGCCGGCCAGGAUGCCUUUCGUCCUCCAGCGCGGCUCACUGGCGAGCUACCGCAGCUGUCUGCAAAGUUACUUUGGCGAU
Molecule: messenger RNA, 16341 nt
Organism: Symbiodinium necroappetens
Lineage: Eukaryota; Dinophyceae; Suessiales; Symbiodiniaceae
Source: the annotation of a GenBank genome assembly